Impatiens glandulifera is the source of this 885-nucleotide messenger RNA. RefSeq names its product translation initiation factor IF-2-like. The record is from RefSeq and is a predicted model, not a curated record. The transcript has 3 exons. The coding region runs from base 1 to 885 and encodes 294 amino acids. NCBI's taxonomy places the organism in Eukaryota, Viridiplantae, Streptophyta, Magnoliopsida, Ericales, Balsaminaceae.
AUGAAGGCGUUCAUCCAGAAAACGGUUCAGGAUUCCAUGACCUCGUGGCAGGCAUCUCUGGACGCUAAGGCUUCCUCGUGGCAGGUAUCCUUGGAAGCUAGGGCUUCUUCGACUGAUUCUAAAAUUGAGAAUGUUGAAAAGGUCACGUCUCAAACUCUAGAGAUGGUGCAAGCCAUGUCUGUCCAGAUAGAUGAGUUGGCAAUAGUCAAAGUUGUUGCCCAUGAAGAACAGAUAAGAAGAGGUGAAGAAACGACCAGAAAGAUUCAGGCCAAUGAGGAAGAAAUGGCACGGCUAGCCAAGGAAACCGAAAUUAAUGAUGCGACGAGGGAUCAGGCAAAGAAAAGAAAAAGAGAACAAGUAGCAGCGGUUUUACCUCGCGUUGAACAAACAAGUAUUCAGACGGCUGCGAAUCCAGCCAGUGGUUUAAACAGUCCAAUUGCUGAUGAAGAAGAGGAAGAUGUUGCACCUCUGAAUCCAAUAAAGCGCCGCCCUGCAGCCUCAACCACACCGAUUUCACCAGCUCCAAUUCAAUCUGUCCGCUUCAGUGCCUGGUCAGAUCAAGAAACUAGAGCAGACUCGGUUGAACACUUUAUGCAGAGUCAGAGAUCCUCACCAUUCCAAGCUCAUGCUCAACUGAUGAGACACCAACAGUCGACUGGAUUCUCAGGGGAAAGUAGCAAUCGAAGGAAAGGUAGCAAUCGAGAGGGAACUAGUGCUCGUGGAACUCGUUCUAAAAAGAAACAAGUCCAAGGUGGUCGUGGUAGCUGUCAAGAAGAUCGAGGAGGUGGUCGUGGAGGUGGCCGCGGUGGUGGUCAAGGUGGAGGUGGUCAAGGAGGAGGUCGACUGCUACAUCUUAUACUCGGCGAUAAAGGACUCGAUAGCUGA